AUGGAAACAGAUAAAACUUUAGCUUCUUCAGAUGAAUAUAUUAAUCAACCGGUUGAAACAGUUAGCCGUGAAUUCAACCACCAACUUCACCUGCAAUCUGAUGAACCUUCUCCUAAUUCAAAGUUAUUGCCAGAGGCUCAUCAGAAUAUAACAGAAAACGAAGACGACGAUAACGAUAACGAUGAUGAUGAUGAUUUUACAUUUAUGUUCGUAGGAGGCGAUGCUGAUUCGCCGAUUGACGGUGAGAAAGUGUUGGAAAACGGUGAAACCCGGCCGGUGUUUCCAUUAUUUGAUCAGAAUUUGUUAUUAGACGGUGACUAUGAACUUGAAGAAGUAGAUCGUUUGCCGAUUCAGCCUCCGGUGGAUAAGAUUUUCGUUCCGUUGUCAGAAAAUGACGAAAGCCAAGACGGGACCACCGGACCUUAUUGCGUGUGGUCCAAGGAAUCGGUUACCCUUAGUAAGAAGAGCAACUCUACAGGAUUCUCCAAGCUAUGGAGAUUAAAAGACAAAGGCGGUCGGAGCAACAGCUACGGGCGUGAUGCGUUCGUGUUUUUCAAAAAUUCUGAUAAGAAAUCGACGACAACAGCAACAACAGGUUCUUCGUCUUCGGCUCCGGCCACAGGUGACGACGGGACAUUUAAAGUCAACGUGGCCGGAGGGAAGGCAAAGCUUGUUAAGCAAGGAACAAAGGGUAAAAAGUCAACGGUAUCGGCGCAUGAGGCCUACUUGAAGAGUAGAGAAGAAGAUCGCCGGCGGUCGUACUUACCUUACCGGCCGGAGUUGAUGGGGUUUUUCACCAAUGUAAACGGUGGUUUAACCAAGAAUGUCCACCCCUAUUAA
This is a messenger RNA of Helianthus annuus (common sunflower), 840 nucleotides long. RefSeq lists its product as uncharacterized. NCBI's taxonomy places the organism in Eukaryota, Viridiplantae, Streptophyta, Magnoliopsida, Asterales, Asteraceae. Bases 1 to 840 code for a protein of 279 amino acids. The transcript has a single exon. The record is from RefSeq and is a predicted model, not a curated record.